GCGCUCACAUGGGGAAGCAACCGGGUCUUCAGACUCAUGAUAGCCUCUCGGUGUCUGGAAUUGAAACAAACAUGGAGAUGAACGCAACAGAGAAGCUUUACCUUCCCGUUGAUGGCAUCCUCGAAAUGUUCAACCAUCUCACCGGGCAUCACCAUGCAGGCAUCACGCACCCAGGUCUCCAGAGCGCACCCCUCACCCCAGUAGCCCAGCACCCUAAAGUCUCAAGCAUAUCGAAGGCGGGCAUGGGCAUCAUCAAAACGGUUAAAGGGCGCUGGAGGCAGCAAGAAAAGAGAGCAAGCAGGUCCUCGAGUUCUGGAAACAGGCAGGUAUCGAGUGAUCGACUCCCGAAACGGUCCGUGGAUCUGCUGGAGCUGGGUCUGACCAAGCCCAAGAACUGUCACAGAGUAGUUGUGCUUGGCGCACGGAAAGUGGGUAAAACCAACAUCCUGCAUCGGUUCUUGGGUAAAGAAUUUGAAGAGGAUUAUGAACCCACGACGGAGGACUUCCACAGAAAGCUGUUCCACAUUGGAGGAGAGGCGUAUCAGAUUGAUCUCCUGGACGCCACAAGUGAGAGGGACUUCCCUGCAAAACGGAGGUUAUCCAUACUGACAGGUGACACCUUCCUGCUCGUCUUCAGUCUGGAUGACAGAGAGUCCUUCAAUGAAAUCUGUGAGCUGCUCGACGAGAUCAAAGCUGCCAAGGCAAAGUUACUGAAAUUAAAACAUCCCCCGAGAAUACCAGUGGUGAUAUGUGGGAAUAAAGCGGACUUGGAAUCGCAGAGAGCCGUCAGACGCUCAGAGGUGACAGACAUCCUCGGUGGGGACGUCGCAUACUUCGAAACCUCUGCUAAAGACGACACCGGACUUGAAGGUGUGUUCAGGGCCCUCGCGGCUCUAGGUGGACUGCCGGACGAGACGAGUCCGUCACGACAUCAGAUCGUACCCAUCCUCACCUACCAGUCGAUGUGCAUCGGCCAGCGAGGCAGAGGAGGGAGCCGGGGAGUCGGUGCGCCCUGCGCCGCCGUGGAGCCACUGGCGCGCCGCCCGAGCUUCACCAGCGACCUGCGGUUGGUGCUGAGAUCCAGCACCAAACAAAACAAACCUGAGAGGUGUCAGAUUCAAUGAAUUUGUGAGCCUUCUCUAUAAACCAAUUGUAGUAGUAUGCUGCAAUGUCAUAUUAUGUAAGGAGUUAUACUCUGUAUAGCACCUGGCUGGACCAGUGCAUUCAUAUUUUGUUUUUUUGUAUGUACCUGUAUAUUAUCCUGUAAUAAAAG
Epinephelus moara (kelp grouper) is the source of this 1273-nucleotide messenger RNA. It is a transcript of the gene rasd2a, whose product is annotated as RASD family member 2a. Bases 9 to 1124 code for a protein of 371 amino acids. The transcript is spliced from 2 exons. Lineage: Eukaryota; Metazoa; Chordata; Actinopteri; Perciformes; Serranidae. Gene Ontology annotation, molecular function: GTPase activity; GTP binding. The record is from RefSeq and is a predicted model, not a curated record.